CUUUCCCUGUGACAGAGCCCUCUCUGUUUCUCCGCUCCCAGGUCACGUGGGGCAUGGAGCUGGAGAACGAUGAGCAGCCCGUGGUUCUGAGAGAGGACAAUCGCCGAAGACGCCGGAGGAUGAAGCCGCGCGGCUCCGCAGCCAGCCUGUCCUCCAUGGAGCUCAUCCCCAUUGAAUUCGUGCUGCCCACCAGCCAGCGCACCAGCAAGACCCCGGAAACGGUGCUGCUGCACGUGGCCAGCCACGGCAACGUGGAGCAGAUGAAGGCGCAGGUGUGGCUGCGCGCGCUGGAGAUCAGCGUGGCGGCCGACUUCUACCACCGGCUCGAUCCAAACCACUUCCUGCUGCUCUACCAGAAAAAGGGGCAGUGGUACGAGAUCUACGACAAGUACCAGGUGGUGCAGACCCUGGACUGCCUGCGAUACUGGAAGGUGCUGCACAGGAGCCCGGGCCAGAUCCACGUGGUGCAGCGGCACUCGCCCUCCGAGGAGACACUGGCCUUCCAGCGGCAGCUCACCGCCCUCAUGGGCUACGACGUCACCGACGUCAGCAACGUGCACGACGACGAGCUCGAGUUCACACGCCGCCGCCUGGUCACCCCGCGCAUGGCUGAGGUGGCCGGCCGCGACCCCAGGCUCUAUGCCAUGCACCCCUGGGUGACGUCCAAGCCCCUCCCAGAGUACCUGUUGAAGAAGAUUACCAACAACUGCAUAUUCAUCGUCAUUCACCGCAGCACGACCAGCCAGACCAUCAAGGUCUCUGCUGAUGACACCCCAGGAAUCAUCCUCCAGAGCUUCUUCACCAAGAUGGCCAAGAAGAAGUCUCUGAUGGAUAUCCCCGAGAGCCAAAACGAACAGGACUUUGUGCUGCGUGUCUGCGGCCGGGAUGAAUAUCUGGUGGGCGAAACGCCCAUCAAAAACUUCCAGUGGGUGAGGCAUUGCCUCAAGAACGGGGAAGAGAUUCACUUGGUGCUUGACACGCCCCCGGACCCAGCCCAGGACGAGGUAAGGAAAGAGGAGUGGCCGCUGGUGGAUGACUGCACGGGAGUCACUGGCUAUCAUGAGCAGCUGACCAUCCACGGGAAAGACCAUGAGAGCGUGUUCACCGUGUCCUUGUGGGACUGUGAUCGUAAGUUUAGGGUCAAAAUCAGAGGCAUUGAUAUCCCUGUCCUUCCCCGGAACGCUGACCUCACGGUUUUAGUGGAGGCAAACAUCCAGCAUGGGCAGCAAGUCCUUUGCCAAAGGAGAACCAGCCCCAAGCCCUUCACAGAGGAGGUGCUCUGGAAUGUAUGGCUUGAGUUCAGCAUCAAAAUCAAAGACUUACCCAAAGGGGCGCUACUGAACCUGCAGAUCUUCUGCGGCAAAGCUCCAGCAUUGUCUGGCAAGGCCUCUGCCGAGACCCCCAGUUCUGAGUCCAAAGGCAAAGCUCAGCUUCUCUAUUACGUGAACCUGCUGCUGAUAGACCACAGGUUCCUCCUGCGUCACGGGGAAUACGUGCUCCACAUGUGGCAGAUAUCCGGGAAAGGAGAAGACCACGGGAGCUUCAGUGCCGACAAGCUCACGUCUGCAACCAACCCCGACAAGGAGAACUCAAUGUCCAUCUCCAUUCUUCUGGACAAUUACUGUCACCCAAUAGCCUUGCCUAAGCAUCGGCCCACCCCUGACCCGGAAGGGGACCGGGUUCGAGCCGAAAUGCCCAACCAGCUUCGGAAGCAACUGGAGGCAAUCAUAGCCACCGAUCCACUUAACCCUCUCACAGCAGAAGACAAAGAAUUGCUCUGGCAUUUCAGAUAUGAAAGCCUUAGGCAUCCAAAAGCAUAUCCUAAGCUAUUUAGCUCAGUGAAAUGGGGAAAGCAAGAAAUUGUGGCCAAAACAUACCAACUGUUAGCCAAAAGGGAGGUCUGGGAUCAAAGUGCUUUGGAUGUUGGGCUAACCAUGCAACUCCUGGACUGCAAUUUUUCCGAUGAAAAUGUAAGAGCCAUUGCAGUGCAGAAACUGGAGAGUUUGGAGGACGAUGACGUACUGCAUUAUCUGCUACAGCUGGUCCAGGUAGGGGAUGCCUGUGUUAUCCACCGAGUGCUCUUCUUUGCAAGAGGAUGUACAUCCCCACAAUGUGUAUUUAUUGUGUUCAGAAAACAUCUGACUGCUUCCUUACAGGUUGAAAAGUGUAAAGUGAUGGCCUCUAAGAAAAAGCCCCUGUGGCUUGAGUUUAAAUGUGCUGACCCUACAGCUCUAUCAAAUGAAACGAUUGGAAUUAUCUUUAAACAUGGUGAUGAUCUGCGCCAAGAUAUGCUUAUUUUGCAGAAUGGGAAUAAUCAUCAUAUCUACACUAUAGGAUUAAUGCAAAGGAUCGACAUAAAACAGCAUUCAGGGGAGGUUGAUGAAGUUAUUUCACAACUUAAGCAAAAGCUUGAAAACCUACAGAAUUCAAGCCUCCCUGAGAGCUUUAGAGUUCCAUAUGAUCCUGGAUUGAAAGCAGGAACACUAGUGUGCCAUGUAAAUUCCAAUACAGCCCGGUGGUCUUCACCCUACUUAGUUACCAUAACAACAAUAACAGCCUUUUCUUCUUUCCAGGACGUCUGCGCUAAGGCUUAUCUAGCCCUUCGUCAUCACACAAACCUACUGAUCAUUCUGUUCUCCAUGAUGCUGAUGACAGGAAUGCCACAGCUAACAAGCAAAGAAGAUAUUGAAUAUAUUCGGGAUGCCCUAACAGUGGGGAAAAAUGAGGAGGAUGCUAAAAAGUAUUUUCUUGAUCAGAUUGAAGUUUGCAGAGACAAAGGAUGGACUGUGCAGUUUAACUGGUUCCUACAUCUUGUUCUUGGCAUCAAACAAGGAGAGAAACAUUCAGCCUAAUAUUUUGGGCUAGUUAAUGUUCCAACAAGUUAAUGUUCCAGAGCUUUAAAUGAGCAUGUCAAUCAUCAGCCAUGGAUUUAAAAUGUAACAGGGCAUUAUGAAAGCUGGCACUUCACAAAUAUAGCUCUUUUCCUGCUGAACUCUUCACUGGAAAAAAAAUAUUGGCAUAUCUGAUUGUUUAACUAAUGUUUAGUUCUAGGCUGUUUGCUGGUUUGUUUGUUUUUCUCAUUUAUCUCAGUGAUUUUGGAGUUCUAAGUUUAAACAGACUAAUCACGUCCUCCUUGUGCCUGAUGUUUUGACUAUCUCAUUAUUGAAUGCUUCUGGAAAUUCUCUAGAAUAAUUGGUGACAUCUAUUUUCAUCUGGGUUUACUCUCAAUUGUGGUUAUCCUUGUAUUCUUCAAGCUCUUUACAGAAAAAGAUGUAAUCAUUGUAACCCUUGUCUCAUGCCUUCAGCGCUAUUCCAGACAUCCCCUCAGUGUCUGCUGAUGUUAGUGAUGUGCUAAAAGCACGGAAAGCAAGUUCAUCUUUUCAGUGUCUUUUGCAAUUAGGUUCUUUUACAGUGUGCACUUGAGAUGCACAAAUGCAAAAUGGAAAAUCUGCACCUUUGUGCCCUGGCCCUUCUCUGCUGGUCUGGCUCCAAGGUUACGAAUAGGAAAAAUAGAGAUGAGACCAUUUAUCUCCACUCUGUCCACAGAGUGAAUUAUCAACUACAAUCAAGUACAGCUCCUAUUACAGCCUUCUCCAGCAUGGAAAUAUUGAUAGGAAGUAACUAAAGGCACUCAUUUUUGGGGGGUUUUAUAUUUUCCUCCCUCCCUCUCUUUCUCCCUGCUUCCCUCCCACAGCUCUUUACCCAGAAUUGUGAAAUCUUCAAGAACCUCUUUAUCCUAGAUUGAAAAAUUAGUUGAAAAAGAAUUUCUACUCUAGUGUUACUAGAAUUUUAGGCACUUAUUUGUAAAGAUGCUUGGAGGAGUUUUUGUUUGUUUGUUUUUUAAAGUAUAUUUUUAAAGGAGACAGUCUACAAAUUACGGAUUAGUGUUAAUCCAUAUGUGUUCAUCCAAAUGUGUUCAUUUUUAAUUGUGGUUUGAGCAGCUUUUUCUUUAGCUUCUAAUGGAAAAUGAUAUUAGAUAUCUAAAAAAGUAUCCAAGUUAGAAAGAACACUACUUGCCUACUCACCUAUCAGUUUAAAGAACUUUCAAACUUUGACAUGUUCUUCAGAUUUCUUAAAAUUAUUGAAAUGUCUUCUUUAAAAGUUAUUUUCAUCACUUAAAUAUUUUGCUAUUUAUUGGAAAUGUUGUUUAACCUUAGAGAAAUACCAUUAAAUUAUUUAUAAAAUGUUUUAAAAUUACCUACACUUAAUACUUUACAUAGGAUUAUCUGUUAAUGAUGUAUAUAUUUAAGUAUAUCAGAUAUAAAUGUAGAUUAAAUUUAACAUUUUCCAAAUAGAUACCUGUCUGACUUUGGUGUAGCCCAAACCUUUCUUUUUGUGUGCAAAAGUCCAGUGGUUCUUAACCCUCGCUGCAAAUAACAAUCACCAGGGAUACUUAAGAACACCCUGCCUGAGCACCAAUCUCAGGGUAUAAAUGAAUGAGUUUAGGAUUAGGCCCAGACAUCGGUGUUUUUCGAAGUACCCUGGGUGAGUCUAGCAUACAAAGUUCAGAAACCCUGCCUGGCCUAAGAAGGUGGAGGCAGCACUGUUUCCUUGCCCACUGAGCCUUCCCCGUGGCUCAUACGCUAUCCAGAAAGAGCUCCUCUUCCUUGAAAACUUGUCUUUUAAAAUCAUAUUCUGUCCCCCUGUACAGAGGACCAUGCCCUGUAAUGAAAUGUUUAUUCCUCUGUGAUAAUGGAGAAUAGACAUUUUAUGGUAUUUUUAGACCAACUGUUUUCUACCAUUUUUUUUAAAGAAGAACAGGAAGAAUGAUGCUUUUCAAUUCAGAAGAGGGUGCUUUCAUUAUUUUUAUAAAGAACCGCCAAGCUCAGACCUUGAACAAAUUUUACUUUUUGUUUGAAUUGCUGAAAUAAUCAUCUUCAUGAUAGAAGAAUUACAGAGGAAUGUAUGUAUAUUUAGCUUAUUGGCGCAUGUGCAUACAAAUUUACUCUUCAGAUGAACAGGUUCUUUCAUUAUGCUGAUAUACAUAUACAGAGGGUACCAAAAAUAUGUAUACUCAUUUUAAGA
This is a messenger RNA of Hipposideros armiger (great roundleaf bat), 5025 nucleotides long. RefSeq names its product phosphatidylinositol-4,5-bisphosphate 3-kinase catalytic subunit gamma (gene PIK3CG). Gene Ontology annotation, biological process: phosphatidylinositol-mediated signaling; phosphatidylinositol 3-kinase/protein kinase B signal transduction; cell migration. The record is from RefSeq and is a predicted model, not a curated record. Gene Ontology annotation, molecular function: 1-phosphatidylinositol-4-phosphate 3-kinase activity; 1-phosphatidylinositol-3-kinase activity. NCBI's taxonomy places the organism in Eukaryota, Metazoa, Chordata, Mammalia, Chiroptera, Hipposideridae. Gene Ontology annotation, cellular component: plasma membrane; phosphatidylinositol 3-kinase complex, class IB; phosphatidylinositol 3-kinase complex, class IA. Bases 54 to 2852 code for a protein of 932 amino acids. The transcript has 5 exons.